AUGGUUUCCAUAAAAGGACUGGAAGAAGCCGUAAAAAGCAGUUUGGAAGAUAAUGGUGCCCUGGGGCCGAUAAAAGCCUCGAUGAGAGCAGAGAUUUACAAAAUCUUAAAUGGAACUUCGACUAAAACGAAGAUUUCUAACGAAAAUUUGCUAAUUAAUAAUCUAAUUCUCGAAUAUUUAAAAUUUAACAAUUACAACACGAGUGCCUCAGUACUAACUUUAGAAAGCGGCCAGCCAGAUGUUGGCUUCAAUCGGGAUUUCCUCAAGUCCGAGUUCAAUAUCACCGAAAAUGAUCACACAGCGUCCGUGUUAGUCUUUAUUUUCUAA
This is a messenger RNA of Helobdella robusta, 327 nucleotides long. RefSeq lists its product as hypothetical. Gene Ontology annotation, biological process: microtubule anchoring. The coding region runs from base 1 to 327 and encodes 108 amino acids. Lineage: Eukaryota; Metazoa; Annelida; Clitellata; Rhynchobdellida; Glossiphoniidae. The record is from RefSeq and is a predicted model, not a curated record. Gene Ontology annotation, cellular component: microtubule organizing center. Gene Ontology annotation, molecular function: protein binding. The transcript has 2 exons.